Molecule: messenger RNA, 874 nt
Organism: Elaeis guineensis (African oil palm)
Lineage: Eukaryota; Viridiplantae; Streptophyta; Magnoliopsida; Arecales; Arecaceae
Source: RefSeq, a predicted model, not a curated record
ACAGCGACCCGAAUCCAAUAGAAAAAAACAAAAUUGGAAAAAACUGCAGCCUUGUUUCCCUUCUCUAGGACGGGAGGCUUUUCGCUGGAUCGAAGUUUUCAGGGGAAGAAGAGUGAAAGAAGCACAAUCGAUCCCCGGAAAGAUGAUCCAUUUUGUAAUUUUAAUUAGUCGACAAGGAAAAGUUAGACUGACGAAAUGGUACUCCCCAUAUUCACAAAAAGAAAGAACCAAGGUCAUUCGAGAGCUUAGUGGAUUGAUUCUCACACGAGCCCCAAAGCUGUGCAAUUUUGUUGAGUGGAAAGGAUACAAGGUUGUAUAUAGAAGAUAUGCCAGCCUCUACUUCUGCAUGGGCAUUGAUGCUGAUGACAACGAACUGGAAAUUCUUGAAAUUAUUCAUCAUUUUGUUGAGAUAUUGGAUCGAUACUUUGGCAGUGUUUGUGAGCUAGACUUGAUCUUCAAUUUUCACAAGGCAUACUAUAUAUUGGAUGAGAUACUGAUUGCUGGUGAACUUCAAGAGUCAAGCAAGAAGACUGUUGCACGGCUCAUAGCAGCACAGGAUUCGUUGGUGGAAACAGCCCAAGAGCAGGCUAAUUCAAUUAGCAACAUGAUUGCGCAGGCUACCAAGUAGAAAAUCCUAUUAUUCGGUACUAUCAUGUGAUGUGUUUGUUCUUAACCUCAUUUUUGUGGGGCACAUUUGUGUUGCAGUAAAUGUAUAAUUCCUUGUGCGAAGACAAUCUUAUGGUUUGUUUGAAGUGAGAACCUGAGAUGCAAAUAUCUUUUACUCCACUCAUUGGGAUUUUUAGUUUAGGUAGAUAAGCCUGUAUGCAAGGAUUCAACUUUUAUCAGAUGGAGCUUUCAGUUAUCUUGCCAGCAA